GUGGCAUUGAGUUUUUUUUUUUUUUUUUAAACGCUGAUACUGGGAUGUUUGAUCACGCAGCCUUUAGAAGAUGGGAUGGCAAGAGCGUGUUAACAGCUGUAUAUAGCUCAGGGGCCUUUGUCAUUCCGCAGAGCUCCCACAAAGUCUAAUUCCUGCCAAUCGGAGCCUCCAUCUCUGGCUGGUUGCUCCCGCUUUCUCUCCCCGCCGGAAUCUUCAUCGCUUCCUCUCUCCUCGUCCCAUGCACUAUUUCUAGGGUUUCACGGAGCUGCUCCACUUUCACAGUCAUGUCACGUCAGACCCCCACCUCCGCCUUUAUCAAAUCCAAGACCCUUGACAAUAAAUAUAUGCUUGGAGAUGAGAUAGGGAAAGGAGCAUACGGUCGAGUUUACAAAGGUUUGGACCUAGAAAAUGGGGACUUUGUUGCAAUUAAGCAAGUUUCUCUGGAGAAUAUUGCUCAGGAAGAUCUCAACAUCAUCAUGCAAGAGAUCGAUUUAUUAAAGAAUUUGAACCAUAAAAACAUUGUAAAAUAUCUUGGAUCCUUAAAGACAAAGACUCACCUUCACAUCAUUCUUGAGUACGUGGAGAAUGGCUCACUUGCUAAUAUUAUCAAGCCAAAUAAAUUUGGACCCUUUCCAGAAUCAUUGGUUGCUGUUUAUAUUGCUCAGGUAUUGGAAGGCUUGGUUUACCUACAUGAACAGGGUGUCAUCCAUCGGGAUAUCAAGGGUGCAAACAUAUUGACAACCAAAGAGGGUCUAGUCAAACUUGCUGAUUUUGGUGUUGCAACAAAGUUGACUGAGGCUGAUGUUAAUACUCAUUCAGUUGUUGGAACUCCAUAUUGGAUGGCUCCAGAGGUUAUAGAAAUGUCGGGGGUUUGUGCUGCUUCUGACAUUUGGAGUGUCGGCUGUACUGUUAUUGAACUCCUUACAUGUGUGCCUCCGUAUUAUGAUCUACAGCCUAUGCCAGCUCUCUUUCGUAUUGUUCAGGAUGAACAUCCUCCAAUUCCUGAUAGCCUGUCUCCUGAUAUCACUGAUUUUCUGCGUCAAUGCUUUAAGAAGGAUGCUAGACAAAGGCCUGAUGCUAAGACGCUGUUAUCUCACCCAUGGAUACAAAAUUGUAGACGUGCGCUGCAGUCAUCUCUUCGACACAGUGGAACAUUAAGAAAUAUAGAGGAAGAUGAUUCCACAGAUGUAGCAGCUUCUGGUGAUGAUCAGAAGAGUGCUGGUGAAGGCUCAUCUGUGGAGAAAGUGAACCCAUUGAAAGACUUGUCAAUUGAGGUUGUUGGUGGCAGCAAACAUCACGAGGAUGUAGGUUCAGAUUCUGAUUUUCUGAUUGAGAAAACAGAGAAGCAGGAUGAUGUGUUUUCAGAUCAAGUUCUCACUUUAGCUAUUCAUGAGAAGUUGUCUCUACAAACUGGAUCUAGUAAGCCCUGUUCUAAUGGCGAAGUUGCUACCACUGAGAUGAGUGCAGAUCAUGUCAUUCCCAAUACUAAAGACCGUAAUGAAGUCAUGAUGCAUGGAGAAGUUGGAUCUCCAGAAUCAAGAGGGAUAAGUAGAAAGCCUGGGGUAAAAGGUAGCUCUGUCACCAGUGGCAGUAUGCCAUUCUGUUUUGGACCAAGAGGUCAGGACAAUGGUUCCCUAAAGACUAUGAAGAUGCUUCCCUCUUUGGAAGGGAAUGAGCUGAGCAGAUUUAGCGAUCCUCCUGGAGAUGCCUCUUUAGAUGAUUUAUUUCAUCCAUUAGAUAAACACCCUAGAGACUCUGCAGCUGAGGCUUCCACAUCUGCAUCCACAUCACACAUGGCGAAUGAUAAUGCAUCUAUGAACAAUGGUGGAAAAAGUGACCUGGCUAAAGAGUUGAGGGAAACUAUUGCUCGGAAGCAGUGGGAGAAGGAGAUUGAAAUUGGGAAGGAAAAUGGUGGCGGGAAUCUUUUACGCUUGAUGAUGGGAGUCAUAAAAGAUGAUGUAAUCGAUAUAGAUGGUCUGGUUUUUGAUGAAAAAUUGCCUGGGGAAAACCUUUUCCCUUUGCAGGCUGUUGAGUUCAGCAAAUUAGUUGGGUCAUUGCGACCAGAGGAAUCAGAAGAUGUGGUUGUCACUGCAUGUCAGAAACUUAUCACUAUCUUUCACCAACGUCCAGAGCAGAAGAUUGUUUUUGUUACCCAGCAUGGUUUGCUUCCACUUACAGACUUGCUAGAAGUUCCUAGAACUCGUGUAAUAUGUUCUGUACUCCAGCUUGUAAAUCAAAUUAUCAAGGAUAAUACUGAUUUUCAAGAAAAUGCUUGUCUUGUUGGAUUGAUUCCCAUGGUGAUGAGCUUUGCAGGACCUGAUCGUCCACGAGAAAUUCGCAUGGAAGCAGCUUUUUUUUUGCAGCAGCUUUGUCAGUCAAGCUCUUUGACUUUGCAAAUGUUUAUAGCUUGCCGUGGAAUCCCAGUUUUAGUAGGAUUUCUGGAGGCUGAUUAUGCCAAGUACAGGGAAAUGGUACAUCUGGCUAUUGACGGCAUGUGGCAAGUCUUUAAGCUUCAGCGAUCAACCCCUAGAAAUGACUUUUGUCGAAUAGCUGCAAAGAAUGGAAUACUCCUGAGGCUUAUAAACACCCUUUAUAGCUUAAAUGAGGCAACACGACUAGCUUCUAUAUCUGUUGGGGUUGGAUUUCCAGUUGAUGGUUUGGCUCAACGUCCACGAUCUGGGCCCUUGGAUUCGACACAUCCUCUUAGCAUUCAGAAUGAUGCACUGCUGUCUUCAGCAGACCAGUUGGAUCUCCCUAAACUGAGGCAUGGGAUACUUGAUCAUCACUUGGACCCUUCACUUGCCUCAACCUCACAACCUCAAAGAUCAGAUGGUAAUUACUCUGUAGAGGUUGAUAGGCUUCAAUCUAGCAACGCAGCAGCUGAGUUUACGUCAGAAAAGAGUACAAAUGUAGCAUCCAAGGAACCUUCAAAGGAGAGGGACAACAUGGAUCGAUGGAAAAAUGAUUCUUCUCGAGCAGAUGUUGAACUUAGACAGCAGCGUAUUAGUAAUUCUGCUAGCAGGGCAUCAACAGAUAGGGCUUUGAAAUUGACAGAUCCUGCAUCAAAUGGAUUAUCACUGGCAGGAGCUACACAGCAAGAGCAGGUUAGGCCUCUUCUUAGCUUGUUAGAGAAAGAGCCUCCAUCUAGACAAAUAUCUGGUCAGCUUGAAUAUGUACGCCAGUUGUCAGGAUUAGAAAGGCAUGAAAGUGUACUCCCUUUACUACAUGCCUCUGAGAAGAAGACAAAUGGUGAGCUGGACUAUUUGAUGGCAGAAUUUGCAGAUGUUUCCCAACGUGGUAGAGAAAAUGGAAAUCUUGACAGUGGUGCUAGAGUGUCUUACAAAGCUGCUUCAAAGAAACCAGGGGCUUUAGGGUCUAAUGAAGGGGCUGCAUCCACAUCUGGGAUUGUAUCUCAGACAGCUUCAGGUGUGCUGUCUGGUUCAGGCGUCUUAAAUGCUAGACCAGGCAGUGCAACUUCAUCUGGGCUUCUUUCCCACAUGGUUUCAUCAUUGAAUGCUGAUGUUGCCAGGGAGUACCUGGAAAAAGUAGCAGAUCUUCUGCUUGAGUUUGCUCAAGCUGACACGACAGUGAAGUCUUAUAUGUGUAGCCAAAGCUUGCUCAGUCGUCUUUUCCAGAUGUUUAAUAGGGUGGAGCCUCCAAUUCUGUUAAAGAUACUGAAGUGUAUUAAUCAUCUGUCAACUGAUCCAAACUGCUUAGAGAAUCUGCAACGUGCUGAAGCAAUAAAAUACUUGAUACCAAAUCUGCAACUCAAAGAAGGGCCACUUAUAUCACAGAUGCAUCAUGAGGUCUUGAAUGCACUGUUCAAUUUAUGCAAGAUAAACAAGAGGAGACAAGAACAAGCUGCUGAAAAUGGGAUUAUUCCCCAUCUGAUGCAAUUUAUAACCUCAAAUUCUCCCUUGAAACAAUAUGCAUUGCCUCUACUGUGUGACAUGGCCCAUGCAUCUCGAAAUUCAAGGGAGCAGUUAAGGGCCCAUGGGGGUUUGGACGUCUAUUUGAACCUUCUUGAGGAUGAGAUUUGGUCAGUGACGGCAUUAGAUUCUAUUGCUGUUUGCUUGGCUCAUGAUAAUGACAAUAGGAAGGUUGAACAAGCAUUACUGAAAAAGGAUGCAGUGCAGAGGCUGGUCAAGUUCUUCCAGACCUGUCCAGAGCAGUAUUUUGUGCACAUAUUGGAGCCAUUCUUGAAAAUCAUCACAAAAUCUGUGCGGAUUAAUACCACAUUAGCUGUUAAUGGAUUAACUCCCUUACUGAUUGCAAGGCUUGAUCAUCGAGAUGCUAUAGCUCGUCUUAAUUUACUCAAACUUAUAAAGGCUGUUUAUGAGCACCACCCUCAGCCCAAGAAGUUGAUUGUGGAGAAUGAUUUGCCUCAGAAGCUACAGAGCUUGAUAGAGGAGAGAAGAGAUGGGCAAAGCUCGGGAGGCCAAGUGUUGGUCAAACAGAUGGCUACUUCUUUACUUAAAGCUCUACACAUAAACACCGUUUUGUAAAUUUGUGUUGUUGGUAUGUUCUCCCGUUUAUGUAUAUUUUUUGUUGGAUUCUCUCCCUGCCUUUUCCUCUCCACUUCUCAUCUAACCAUUUGGUUAAAUUUGGAUGAUUCGGUUUAGUAUUUUAUAAAAUUAUUUUUAAAAUGUUAAAAUGAUAAAAAAACAAAGUUCUCAAAUGAGUACAUUCAUAUAUUUAUCUUUUAUCAUUUGAUAUUGUAAUAAUAAUUUUAUAAUAUAUUAAAACUCAGCCAUUUAAAUUUAGUCAAAUGGUUGAGAAAAAAAGGGAAGGAGUAUGGAAGUGGAGAGGAUGUUUUCAGGUUAGUUGUAUAUAAAGUUUCCCCUGGCCCCCUCCACCUUCCAAAGUGCCCUUUGUGGUUCGAGUGAUGGGAGGGACAGGCUCAUUUUUGUUGUUUUCGAUCAAAAAUUAAACCGUCGUCUGAUUUCCUGGCUUCAGUGACGUUUUGGCAUCGAAUUAUAGUAUCCAUUUGUCGUA
Prosopis cineraria is the source of this 4995-nucleotide messenger RNA. Its product is annotated as MAP3K epsilon protein kinase 1-like. Gene Ontology annotation, biological process: protein phosphorylation. Gene Ontology annotation, molecular function: protein binding; protein serine/threonine kinase activity; ATP binding. Bases 285 to 4505 code for a protein of 1406 amino acids. The transcript is spliced from 25 exons. The record is from RefSeq and is a predicted model, not a curated record. Gene Ontology annotation, cellular component: cytoplasm. NCBI's taxonomy places the organism in Eukaryota, Viridiplantae, Streptophyta, Magnoliopsida, Fabales, Fabaceae.